Molecule: messenger RNA, 2518 nt
Organism: Chenopodium quinoa (quinoa)
Lineage: Eukaryota; Viridiplantae; Streptophyta; Magnoliopsida; Caryophyllales; Amaranthaceae
Product: phosphoinositide phosphatase SAC8-like
Exons: 20
Coding region: 291-2093 (600 amino acids)
Biological process (GO): phosphatidylinositol dephosphorylation
Cellular component (GO): endoplasmic reticulum
Molecular function (GO): phosphatidylinositol-4-phosphate phosphatase activity
Source: RefSeq, a predicted model, not a curated record
UAGUUAUUCCUUUUAAAGAAUAACAGACAGACUUUAUUUUGAUAAAAACAAAAGAGAACAGUUAAAACAGUAAAUUCAACUGUCAUUCAUCCUGUCGACCCUUCUCUUUUAAAACUCUUAUCAAUUUUCACAUCCAAUAAUUUCAUCAAUCCUGAGCUCAUUAUUGCCACCACCAUUAUUAGUAUCGUAGUUUCUAGGGUUUUUUCAGAUCAAAUUCGUGUUCACAAUCACCUAAUUUUUUCAAAUUAAUCCCAGAAAACUUCUCCCCAUUUUCCAGAUUACGCAAAAUAAUGGAAGAGAAAGAAAUUGGAGUCGAAGAGGAAUCUCCCACUUCUUCUGCAACUCCCAAUUUCCGACUAAUUAAUGAAAUGGAGCUUCUGGAAUUCAAAGACAAGUAUGUGAUCAGAGCCGUUAAUUCUCCAAAUCAAGGGUUUUCUGCUAGUCGACUUGAUGGUGAUAUUCAACCACUUUCCAGUAAUGAUGUUUUGGGAAGUCCGGGCAAAGCCACUAAAAUAUGUGGUGUAGUUGGGACUAUUCAACUGGUUUCAGGAAUGUACAUACUAGUAAUAACAUCCUCCAAGGAAGUGGGGAAGUAUCAUGGUUUCCCUAUUUUGCGAGUAGAAUCUAUGAAAUAUUUGCCCUGUAAUCAAGCCUUAGAGAAAUUAGGUGUUCAGGAAAAAAAAGAUGAAGCAUACUUCAGGAAUUUGUUGAGAGUUGUGGAAUCUACUCCUGGAUUAUAUUAUUCCUAUGAAACAGAUAUAACUGUGAACUUGCAGAGAAGGCUACAGCUGUCAGAAGGGUGGAUGAGCAGUCCAAUUUGGAAGCAGGCUGACCCGCGAUUUGUUUGGAACAGAGCUCUUUUGGAUGAGCUUAUUGAGUGUAAGCUUGAUGAGUUCAUUAUGCCACUGGUGCAAGGAAGCUUUCAGACUGCAGAGGUUACAUUAAAAAAUGCACCUGUUACCAUUACGUUGAUAUCAAGAAGAUGCACAAGACGGCUAGGAACCAGAAUGUGGAGAAGGGGAGCUAACCUGCAGGGAGAUGCUGCUAACUUUAUUGAAACCGAGCAGUUGCUGGAAUCAAAGAAUUUCAAGUCCUCUUUUUUGCAGGUUCGGGGUUCGAUUCCACUUCUAUGGGAACAAAUUGUUGAUUUGAGCUAUAAACCUCGAUUGAACAUCAUCAACCAUCAAGAUACGUCACACGUAGUGGAGCGUCAUUUCCAUGAUCUAUCACAAAGAUAUGGGGAGAUAUUGGCGCUUGACCUAACUGAUGAAUAUGGUGAUGAAGGAAAACUCAGCAAUGCAUAUGCUGCUGAGAUGGAAAAGCUACCUAGUGUGAGAUACAUUCCCUUUCGCUUCCACAGCAUUUGUGGCAAAUCAAAUUUUGAUAACCUGCACUUGCUGUAUGAUGAAAUUUCCGACGACAUUGGAAAGCAAGGAUACUUCCUCGUAGACUCUGAAGGGCAUAUGCUGGAAGAACAGAAGGGAGUUAUCAGAUCUAACUGCAUUGAUUGCCUCGAUCGAACAAAUGUUACCCAGAGUUACCUAGCUCGGAAAUCAUUGGAUUUACAGUUGCAGAGGGUUGGCAUAUUUACUCUUGAAGAUACCAUUUCAAUCUGUCAUGAAGAAUAUGACAAGUUUAAAAUCUUGUGGGUUGAGCAAGGGGAUGAGUUAAGCUUAGAAUAUACUGGUACCCAUGCUCUCAAGAGAGACCUUGUAAGAUACGGAAAGCAGACUUUUGGAGGACUUAUUACAGAUGGUAUGAGUGCACUUUCAAGAUAUUAUUUGAAUAAUUUUCAAGAUGGUGUUAGACAGGAUGCAAUCGAUCUUAUCAGUGGCCGCUACUCAGUUGACCGGAAUAAUCCAUCACCCUUUCAACUUAAUGCUUUCGAAUCACUUUCAUAUCUUCCAGUGGCUUCAGCGUUGUUGAUUGGGGGCUUGACAAUGACGUCAUUUUCGCUAAACCAAGUUGGCCGGAAUGCUCAGCAGUUUAUGUCCUCUGUUCUCUGGGCUGGUGUGACUGCUGGCGUCAUGGCAUUGGUCAAAGCUAAUGGAAGGCAAUUCUGCUCUAGGCCUCGCCUCUGUGGCCUUAUAUGAAAACCUUCCAACAAAGUUCAAAGUGGAUUUAUUGCCAAAUAAGUUUUGUACAUCAGUGUAUAUUCUAUUUAAUGAAACUUCAUAAAUAGAUUAAUACAGCAAUCUCCUGGUUUAUGUUGUAACUUGCUUUUGCCUUUUGAUUCUUCUUCGCUAACUCAGGAGUCAGGGAGUUGACAGUGUUCUACAUGACCUUUCAGAGUAAUGGAGCUUGAAGAGACCUUUUUGAGCUUUCUCUCAAAUUUUAGAGCUUAGGGCAAAAAGUGUUAGUAUUUAGUCAAUUGUUGUAAUAACUCUACAGUUUCUAGUGUUUAUUGUUUAUCCUGGAAUUGACAUAAUUAUGUGACAGUUCUUUGGAGCUGUUUGUCUAAAUAACCUCCAAUUAAAUUUAUCAAAUUAUAAGUUAUCCGAAGUAAUUAGUUUUGAGA